UAGACUUUGGACCAGGCGGAACCGAACCUACCAAGCUGAUUCGAAAGGAGCCGGGCCAAAAUCAAGGCAGAUACAGCAGACAGGCGGCUUCAUCUCCUCCUGCAGACUGAGCGGAGUCUUCCUCAUCACCGAGUCAGCAGAGAUGAGAGGGUCCCAUUCAGACUAACCUGAUCCAGGAUCAGUGAUGUGGGCUCAGUUUCUGCAGCGACCCAACAUGGCUGCCUCCGCGCUGACCGUGUGUGUGCUUGUCCUGCUACUGGCUGGGAUCAGAGGUUUGCAGUUGGAGGACAGAGAGGAGAGAAUCUGCGCAUUCACCAACAGCCUUAAGGGGGCGGAGCCUGUAUCCACCAAUGAGCUGCGAGGAGAGGUGCAGGAGAAUGGCACAAUUCGCUGCAGUCGCGGCUCCCGCUGCUAUGCAUUGUGGGAAAGACAAGCAGACGGGGAGAUGCAGCUGCUGAACCAAGGCUGCUGGAUGCAUGUGGGCAACCAUCAGGAGUGUUAUGGCGACCGCUGCAUCCUGGUGACAGCGACUCCGUCUCAGAUGCAGAAAGCCAGCUACCGUUUCUGCUGCUGCAGCCACGACCUCUGCAACACUAAUUACACUGAAGCUCCGCCCACCGCCGACACGCCCGCCCUGAGGCCGAUGAGGAGAGACGACCUCAGCCUCAGUCACACAGAUCGGCAGCUGACGGUGAAGGAGACGGCUCUGGUUGCCCUGGUUACUGUUGCUAUAGCAGCGCUCCUCAUCAUGGCGAUGUUCCUGGGAUACCGCAUGAUGAAAAGGAAGCAGAAGCAUGGUCUGUCUGCUGUGAACAUGAUGGAGGCAGCAAACUCAGAAUCAGUUGUGGACCUUGACAACCUGAAGCUGCUGGAGCUGAUUGGUCGAGGCCGCUAUGGAUCUGUGUUUCGCGGCUCUCUGAACGAGCGCUGCGUGGCCGUUAAAGUCUUCAGCUCCGCUAACCGUCCGAACUUCUCCAACGAGCGCUUUAUCUACCGGCUGCCUCUGCUGCAGCAGCACGACAACAUCGCCCGCUUCCUGGCUGCCGACGAGAAGACGACAGCCGAGGGCCGACCAGAGUUCCUGAUCCUCAUGGAGUACUACCCACAUGGCUGUCUGUCUCAGUACCUGUCUCUGCACACCGUGGACUGGCUGACCUGCUGCAGGAUGGCCCACGGCGUGACCAGAGGACUCGCCUUCCUGCACACUGAACUCUACAGAGGAGACCAGUACAAACCCCCCGUGGCCCACAGAGACCUGACCAGCAGGAACGUUCUGGUCCGAUCCGAUCUGUCCUGCGUCCUCGCCGACUUCGGCUUGUCCAUGAAGCUGACAGGAACCAGAACCUGUCGGCCUGGAGACGAUGACACCAUGGCCAUAUCUGAGGUGGGGACGGUGCGGUACAUGUCCCCGGAGGUUCUGGGAGGAGCUCUGAACCUCAGAGACUGUGAAUCGGCUCUGAAGCAGGUGGACGUGUACGCGCUGGGUCUGCUGUACUGGGAGAGCUUCAGGAGGUGCUCCGACCUGUUUCCAGGUGAAGCCGUUCCAGAGUACCAGCUGGCUUUCCAGGCCGAAGUCGGGAAUCAUCCGAGCUUCGAGGACAUGCAGAUCCUGGUGGUCCGGGAGAAACACAGACCCAGAUUCCCUGAAGUCUGGAAGGAGAACAGCCUGGCUCUGCGGGCCCUGAAGGAGACCAUGGAGGACUGCUGGGACCAGGACGCUGAGGCCCGACUUACGGCUCAGUGUGCUGAGGAACGGCUGGCUGACCUGAUCAUUCUGAGCCCUCAUACCGCGCUCCACAACCACAGGAAUCUGUCUCACAGCUGCUGGACUCCCCAGGUUGGCUCCUCUUCCUGCUACAUCGAGGAUCUCCGGGUGGGCGUGGUCAAGAAUCUCCAGGGAGAUGGGCAUCCAGCAUCGGUUGUCAGGACGACCAUGAGUGGAGCAGAAGGUGGAGAGAAGAACAGGAACUGCAUCAACCAGCAACGGCAGCAGAUUCAAGCUCGUCCGGCCGCCUCAGACUGCAGCGUGAUGACCUCCAGCAGCCUGAGGACAGACUCUGUCCUCUGCAGCGUCUCUGACCUAAACGGGGGCGCUGCACCCAGUGUUCCUGUCUGUCUGCAGCUCACAGAGGCAGACCUGGAGGCCUCCAAGCUAGACCCAAAACAGGUCCAGAAAAACCUGAGAAAAACCUCUCAGGAAAACCUGAUGGAACAUUCUCAGAAGCAGUUUGGAUCAGUACCACAAACCUCCCUCCUGCAUCACAGCAUGGAGGUCACCAGUCAGGAGGAACCAGGACCUCCCGCCUCCAUCCAGCCGCUCCCCAAGCAGCAGAACCUCCCCCAAAGGCCCACCAGCCUCCACCUGCUCCCCAAACCCAGCGAGUCCCGACAGAAGCCGGGAAGGCUCAGGUCGACCCACCGACAGGUGGAGACAGGUGUGGCCAAGAUGAACGCAGUUAUCCCACCUGUAGAGCCACACCUGGUUACCACGGUUACCAAGAUGAGGAGCAGCGCUGCAAACGGGCCUGAAGUCCUCUGUGCCUCCAGCAGCCACAGCUCCGGUGUUCCCGUCCUGGUGACCAAUAAAACGAGAGGAGGAGGGAGAACAAACCCCGCAGGACCACAGGAGGAGGAGGAAGAGGAUGGAGGAGGAAGGAGAGGAGGAGACGGAGACAACCAGCUGAACCUGAGUCUGAACUUCAGUCCUGAUGAACAUGAACCUCUGCUGAGGAGAGAGCAGCUUCCUGCUGAGAGCGACCCUCCUCCUCCUCAUCAUCAUCACCACGGUCCACCGGGCCGAGCAGGAGGACGAGGAUCCAACUCCAACAACAACAACAACCGGCUCGCCCUGGGCUCCGAGCUCCACCGGCCCGCAGAGGUCAGCGUUCCUGAACCAGAAUCUAAGAGCAUUGGACCUCCAGCUGCAGUCUCAGAUAUGAAACAGAACAUGCUGCCGGUCCAUUCUGCUGACAGAGGUGAAGGCUCAGAUACAGAAACAUAUCAGAAAGAAGUUAAAACUCUGACAGAGGAAGGCUUUCUACCGGGCCUACAGGGACAGAACUCAGCUCCUGAAGCAACAUUGUCCAACGUUCAGACUUCAGAACCAUCGAAAGCUCCUCAGAACCCAGCUUUAGCAGAAGUUUCAGCUACAGGAGCCCCACCUCUGGACGUCUCCAUCCUGGACUCUAAAGCUUUGGAUCCUGCUCCUGCAGAAAGUCCGGCAUCAGAACCGGCGGAUCUGCAGAAUCGACCUUCAGAACCUCAAACCGUAGGUCUGCUGCAGCCCCAGCUCAGGCAGACCAAAAAUAGGAGGCCAGAGCGUCCCUGUUCCCUGGAUCUGUCCUCCUCCUGCAUCUCAUCAGAUGAUGUUUCUGUGAUGGACUAUGGCAGUCUGAGCGCCACAGGAGAGAAGAUCAAGCGGCGUGUGAAGACCCCAUACACCCUGAAGAAGUGGCGUCCAGCCUCCUGGGUGGUCUCCACCGACAGGGACCUGGACCUGGAGUUUGAGUUCACCAGCAGUCAGGUCCAGGAGUCGUCUGGUCUCCACAGAGCAGGCGGCGCUGGUGUCCCUAGAAUCAACCAGUCUAAGUCCAGCAUGGCCGUGUUUCUGGUCGGAGGAGGAACCACGGCGACCACGACCUCCGAGCCGGACGGCAUGACCCGGUUCUGAAGAGCCUGUGAGAUCCAGAGAUGUUUCCUUUUUUUUAAUCGUUUUAACUUUUGUUGUUGGAGAUAACGGUGAUCUGUUCUGAUGAAGAAACAUCUGACAGAACUGAUGCUGCAGCUUGGAGGAGGGAUCAUUUUCCACCAUCAUCAGCUGAGUUUCCAUCAAAUCUCUGAAACUCAUCAGAUGGAAACAGGAAGCAGCUCCCAUCAGCAGGGAAUAAUGUGCUCAGUGUGCUCAGCAGGGGGCGCUGUGGACUACAAACCCACAUGCUCAAAGAUAAAAUGGAGAGAAAUCCACAGGACUUUACCCUGUAAGUGUGGAGCAUGUUUGUUCUCUGGAAGCAGAAACAGACGAUGAAUCAUUUGAUUAAGUUCUUUAUAAGUUUCUCUGAAUAUUAUGCAUAACCAACAGUGGCUGAGAAGGUCACUUUCUGAGGAAAAGAUUCUCUGAAUCCUAAACCCUUGCUGCUCACGUGAGAUGACACCCCUCUUCUACUGAAAGGUAAAGCCCCAUUCUGAUUGGCCUUCCAGCUAGUGGGUGUGGCCAUGUGUUUUUUUUAACCUACCUGAGUCACAGGCCUGCCCAGGAACCUGAAUAUCUGCAGCGUAGGACCAGCCUGCUGGUUUGGUUGCUGAAAACAACAAACACCAGUCCCCACUGGGUUUGUGACUGGCAGACUGAAUCAAAGUCACAGUGGGUUUAAUAAGAUUUUUGACUUUCAAAAAUAGCACACAUUAGACCCGAACUCCUGUCCUGGUCCUGAUGGCGAGUUCUGGUCCACUUCCUGUAGCUGCUAACAUCCUGUUUGACCUUCUUGUUUAAGACUUCAGGGCCCUGGUCUGCAAAGCAUUCUUAUUGGCUGGUUCAGGCUGUUCAGCAUCACAAAGCUGGUUUCCUUGUUAUGUCUGUCGUCAUGGUAACACGCUGGACACACAACCAGUCAGACUUAUCACAGUAAAUCCGCCUGCUGGACUGAGUGGUUCUUAUCAAAACAGUGGGAUUAUUGCACAGAGAUUCACUUUCUCUGACUGGUGACAUCUGCAGCGUUUUAAAAAUGUCAGAUAAAUUUGUCAGAUAACCUUUAAUCAUUUAGCUGCCACAUACAUAAGUGUGUUAAUUUUAACAUUUUUCUUAUUCCAACAUUUUUUUUUACAAAACAGUGAUGCUCAGAGAAAGCAACCCCUGGUUGGAUUCACUCAGUUAACUAGUUUUUAAGCUUGAUCUUCACUGUUUGGGUCAUUUAAGCCAAGCCUGCUUUGUUCUGCAGGGCCCAAAGUUAACAAGCACAACAACAAGAAAUCCUUCAGGAUUUCUGAACAGAAAGAGGAACAGGUUGAUUUGGCUGUGAUGUAAUUUCCUGUUACGAAAUUCUGACUUCUGAUGUAAAACCUAACACAGCACUAAAUGCACGGUGACCAGGUUCUCCUCCGUUUUGUGGUGAAGAUGUUCUGGAUGUGCUCCUGUUCUAACUAACUUGACACUGUGACAUAGAACAACUGGUUCUGAAGCAAUGAGGCUGAAGUUCAUGUCUAGUUUGGACCAUUUACUUCUAGAUCUCUGUGUCAGUAAUAAGAGAAAAGGUCCACAUGGACCUUUGCGCUUUCAGAUCCAGAAAUAGGCAGAAAAUAAAUAUUAAAUAAU
This is a messenger RNA of Fundulus heteroclitus (mummichog), 5308 nucleotides long. RefSeq names its product bone morphogenetic protein receptor type-2. Gene Ontology annotation, cellular component: plasma membrane; signaling receptor complex. Bases 185 to 3670 code for a protein of 1161 amino acids. Lineage: Eukaryota; Metazoa; Chordata; Actinopteri; Cyprinodontiformes; Fundulidae. The record is from RefSeq and is a predicted model, not a curated record. Gene Ontology annotation, molecular function: transforming growth factor beta receptor activity; ATP binding. The transcript is spliced from 19 exons. Gene Ontology annotation, biological process: cellular response to growth factor stimulus; protein phosphorylation; BMP signaling pathway.